CAUCUCUCUUUCUUCUCUCUCUAUCUCUCUCCUGGAAACUCAAGCUACCAACGUAACUCUCUCUCCCCCCUUCCUCUUUCCAUCAGCAUUUGGCAUUUGAUCCACCAAGAAACUCUACCAGAGUACGGAGUAGCUGAUGGGAGGUAAUUACAGAAUAACAAGCAUUGGAUCGGUGAGGAUAUUGGUGAAAGAGAUUUAACGUGCCAAAGCUUUGGACGAAUCUGCGAUAUGAAUCUAUCAGUAUAAUUUAUAUUCUCUCUCUGCUUGGCGCCAAGCAGUUAGGAGAAUUGCCUUGAUGUUCGUUGCAUGCGUUUGACAGCUUUGAACAUGAAUUCUCAAGCUAACAGCAGUGGGGAAUUCUAUGCAGGAAAUUUAUUGGUUAGAAAUCAAAAUCUUUAUCCAGAAUCGAAACCAUCUAGUAACAAUAGCUACGCCCAACAUCGCCCAUAUGGACUCCCCAUGUAUCAAUCCAGUUAUAACUUGAACCCAGCAUCAACGACACAAACCAACUCAAUGUCAACGUUUAACAACUCAGUCCAUCCUGCACCGUUCUCCUCGCAUCUGGAAAAUGCUGCAUUUGAUUAUGUCCCCACACCAUCUUUUCUUGUAAGAAAUGAAAGCUCAAGUUUCAGAAAGGACGGUGGGGACGAUUUCAUCAGAAUGCUUCAAGAUGAAACACCCCGUCAACACUGUGACGAACUUCUACAAAGCAUUGUGGAAUCAUCAUGUGUUGGAAAUUCUACUCCAUUUAAGGGAGUGAGGGACUUUGGGAAUCAUAGAGAUCUUGGGAUCGAUCUCAACAGGACACCAGAUCAGAGACCAGCAAAAAGAAGACAGCAUACGCCAAUGGUAUACACAGAAAAGUUUACUGAUUUACUUAAUCUUCCAUUGGAUGAAAGUUUAAGACUUUACGAGGAAACACAGGAGAAUUUUGUCACAGUUCCACUUGAUGAAGCAACUCAGAAACGUCAUGAUGAACUCUUGAAGGAUCUCACAGAUACAUUAUCUGCAUCCGUUUCUGAACCAACCCCAGCGAAGGAAGUGGAGAAGGGCAGCGCUCAAGCAGUUGAUCUUAACAAGGCCCCAGAGUUGAAGACGCCUAAGCGGAGAAAACAUAGGCCCAAGGUUAUAAAGGAAGAAAAACCCAAGAAGUCUCCUAAACCUGUGACACCGAAGAUUCCCAAGGAAACCCCAACAGGGAAGAGAAAGUAUGUAAGGAAGAAGAACAUCAACAAAGAAGCAGCUACUCCACCUGCGAAUAUUGUGGAGAUUAAAGAUUCGAGCACCGCAACUAAAACAAAAUCUUGCCGGAGAGUAAUACACUUUGAGAUGGAAAAAACUGGAGAUGAGGAACUCGAAAAGAAACCAGAUGAGAAACAUAUGCAAGAGGAGAACAUGGGGAACCUUUGCUUCACCACGAGACCAAAUGUUCCAGAUUUCAGCUCCCAAACUAAUGGUGUUGGUGGAACAAUUCCAGGUGUUCAUAUCAGUCAGCGACUGGGCACAAUGGCUGAGAAUGUGCGACCAACAACACAGAGUAACCUUUCUCACAUGAGUCACAUGACGACCCCUCUCACAUCACAAUCCGAAAGGGAGGCAGCUGGAGGCCUAUUGAACAAAUUAGCAAGCAACACAGCAGGAGAUUUGAUCAAUGUUCGUAGAAUUUUAGACCAAGGAAAAGCAGAUCGAUAUCAAAAUGGAUUCAGCAGUGGAUUCACUCCUGUUCAGCAACAAAACCAUAAUUAUUAUAUGGAGCUGAUGGGGAUGAACUCUGAAUAUUCUCAAACAGUUCCAAAUCAUCAUUCCAAUAUCAAUGAACCAAGGGGCUUAAAGAGAGGCCGUCCGCCUGCAACUCAGCCAACACAGUCGUGCUCGAUAGCUACACUGGACUCUUCAGUGUUGAGUCAAGGGGUGUCACAAACGGGUGAGUUCUUUAGACAAAGCAGCAGUGUAAACAUAGGAUCCUUGGAAAUUCCUGCGAAGAAAUUUGAAUCUGGACUCUAUGCAACCCUCUACAAAAGAUAUUCUACUAUCCAAGCAAAUGAGGGUUGCUCAAGCCACCUCAAUACAAGUGGUCGCAAUCCUAUCAAUUCUGGUGGAUUUACUGCAGAAAUGAGGCAAGCCAUGCUAAAUGGUCAUAUUAGAAGUGAACAAAGCACCAAUAGACAAAUUAACUGGACUAAAGAAAUCAUCGGUGAAAGGCCUAUUCCCUCAAUUGUCCAUGAGAACAAUUUUCAGAGGCGACAAUUCUCACAAAAUCUGCAUCCAGAAUUCGAUAGGACAUGUGGCACAACUGGGUCGAAUAAGGUUACUAGCUAUCGCUCAUUGAUUACUGGUGACAAAUAUAAUGUGCCCCAUCCAUUUCCGCACCCGAAAGCCUCAGAUCAACGGUAUGCACAGGCUUGUCAACCCAUGAUAUCAGGUUCGCUAGCAACAAAUCAAGUACAAAAACAAGGGUACUCGUUUAGCUUCCACCAAGUUCCUGAUAGAAAAACAGGUGUACUAGAAAAUGAGAUCAUACGCAAAAUGAAGGGUCUCAAGCUUAACGACGAUAAAGGAACCACGAGGACAGAUCAAAAUGCUAUUGUUCCAUACAAAGGAAAUGGUGCAGUAGUUCAAUAUGUGGAGUCUGAACAUUUAAGAAAACGAAAGACACGACCAAAAGUUGACCUUGACCCGGAGACGGAGAGAAUAUGGAAUUUAUUAAUGGGGAAGGAAGGAAGCGAAGGCAUUGAAAAUCAUGAGAAAGGCAAGGAGAAAUGGUGGGAAGAGGAACGGAAAGUUUUUCGUGGUCGUGCUGAUUCAUUCAUUGCGAGGAUGCAUCUAGUGCAAGGAGACAGAACGUUUUCACGAUGGAAAGGAUCAGUUGUUGACUCAGUUAUAGGGGUUUUCCUUACCCAGAAUGUUUCAGAUCAUCUUUCAAGCUCUGCCUUCAUGUCUCUAGCCGCACGUUUUCCUAUAAAAUCUACCAGGAACGUUAGAACUCAGGUUCAAGUUCAAACGAGCAUAGUGGCCAACGAGUCAGCAGCUUGUAUACUAUAUUCAGCAAAUUCUAUAAAAUGGGAAGCUCGAUUACUACCCCAGCCAAGGUUUGAGAUGCCCCAGACGUCAAUAAACCAUCAAAAUCAAGGAGUGAACUCAGGGACUGCAAAUUUUUUCACAGAGGAAGGUAGUCAAGUUGUGGAGGAUGAAGUCAUAUCCUCACAAGAUUCCUUUGACUCGACAAUCACACAGGGUACUGGAGGGGCUAGAUCAUGCUCUGGAUCCAACUCAGAGGCUGAAGAACCCAUUGUAAGUUACUACUCUAGCAGCACUCAUUGUUCAAAUUUCACAGAUAUCAAACAAGUGGAGACGACUACCAUCAAACAGAUUUCCUUCAGUGACUUGAAUAGAACUACAGAUGGAAAACAGGAGUCACUAAUAUCAGAAUGGAAUGAGAUUGAUAAUCUCAACGGUCAUUCCUUGACUAAUUUCCUUGUUAAUAUCGAAAACCAGCACAAGCAAGAACCAGUUGCUCCUUCAAACAAUCAGUUGCACUUGACCCCAGACUGUGGGGUAUUGGAGGUUGAAGGCCGUGAAGCAUUCAGUGAAGAGAGCACAUCUUCUGGGCCAUCAAUUGUAUCUGGAUGCUCCACAGAAAAGAAUAUGACUUGUCAUAGCUUAAACAUUAGGGGUCUCAAGCGAACUUUGGAUAAAACUUGCGCUGAAGAGAUUGGACAAGCAAGAUCUCAAAAAACCACAAUGGAGCAUAGCGAAUCUGUCGGUGAGCACUCUGUGCACCUACAGGGUAAUGCUAUUCAAUCAGGGCCUCAUUGUGAGUAUAAACUUCAUGAGAAUUAUGAACCAUGUAAGAGGAUCAAGACUUCCCCAUUAGGAAGUGCAUCAGUUACCAAUCCUCACCAAGAAUUAGAUGCAUCAGCCAAAAUGCAGAAAAAUGGCCUCUCAAAUGCCGUACAUGUGCCUGCACACGCAGAAAAAUUGCUUGAUGCGGUGGAUAGAACUCCUGGAAAGGGAAAUCAAAUAAACUUUUCAAAUAAUGAGGUCCAUUCUCUAUCUAAGGCAAAUAAUGGGGGAGAUGUUAGCACUUCAAAACCAAAAAGAAGAAAGGUCAAUAGUGAGAAAAAUAGUACAUUUGAUUGGGAUAGUUUGAGAAAGCAGGUGGAAGCCAAUGGACAACUAAAAGAAAGAAGCAAGGAUGCCAUGGAUUCAAUAGACUAUGAAGCAAUCAGACUAGCCAGCAUUCAUGAAAUUUCUAGUUCUAUUAAGGAACGAGGAAUGAACAACAUGCUAGCUGACCGAAUGAAGGAAUUUUUGAAUCGCCUGAUGAAAGAUCAUGGGAGCAUUGAUCUCGAAUGGUUAAGAGAUGUUCCUCCAGACAAAGCAAAGGAUUAUCUACUGAGUAUACGAGGACUGGGUUUGAAAAGUGUGGAGUGCGUUCGUCUAUUAACGCUUCAUCAUCUUGCUUUCCCAGUUGAUACAAAUGUCGGAAGAAUAGCUGUUCGACUUGGAUGGGUCCCUCUCCAACCGUUACCCGAGUCGCUUCAGUUACACCUUCUAGAACUGUAUCCAAUGCUGGAGACCAUUCAAAAAUACCUGUGGCCAAGAUUAUGCAAACUUGAUCAGCGAACACUGUAUGAACUACACUAUCAGUUAAUUACAUUUGGAAAGGUGUUCUGCACAAAGAGCAAGCCAAAUUGCAAUGCAUGUCCAAUGAGAGGAGAAUGCAAGCACUUCGCAAGUGCUUUUGCAAGUGCUCGACUUGCUCUGCCAGCACCGGAGGAAAAGCGCAUUGUGCCUUCAACCAAUCCUGUCGCCACAGAGAAACAGCCAGCUUUAUUCACGAGACCUUUGCCAAUUCUUGCUCCUGAAGCAAGCACUUCUACAGGAAAUACCGUGCGCACCAGCAACUGUGAGCCAAUAAUUGAAGUACCAGCGUCACCCGAACCCGAGCCCAAUGAGAUAAUAACCGAAAGUGAUAUUGAAGAUGCAUAUUAUGAGGAUCCUGAUGCUGAUGAAAUUCCUACCAUCAAACUCAGCAUGGAAGAAUUCAGAACAACAUUGCAAAAUUUCAUCCCUGAAGAAGAUAUGUCCAGAGCUUUAGUUGCCUUGAACCCAGAGGCUGCCCGUAUCCCAAUGCCAAAAUUGAAGAAUGUGAGCAGGCUACGGACUGAGCAUCAAGUGUAUGAACUUCCCGAUUCACAUCCUCUCUUACAAAAGAUGGAUAGACGAGAACCUGAUGAUCCAAGCCCAUAUCUUCUUGCGAUAUGGACGCCAGGUGAAACAGCGAACUCGAUUCAACCGCCGCAAAGUUGUGGGUCCCAAGACCCGAACAGGCUCUGCAAUGACGCAACGUGCUACACAUGCAGCUGUAGAAGAGAAGCUAAUUCUCAAACAGUCAGAGGAACGAUCCUGAUACCAUGUAGAACCGCAAUGCGAGGGAGCUUCCCACUCAAUGGAACAUACUUCCAAGUUAAUGAGAUGUUUGCAGAUCAUGAAUCCAGUUCAAAACCUAUCGAUGUUCCAAGAAAAUGGCUAUGGAACUUACCCAGACGAACCGUCUACUUUGGUACAUCAGUAUCUACAAUAUUCAGGGGGCUAGUGACGGAGGAGAUUCAGCUAUGCUUUUGGAGAGGUUUUGUUUGUGUCAGAGGAUUUGAUCGGAAAACAAGGGCACCUCGACCUUUGAUUGCUAGAUUGCACUUUCCAGCAAGCAAGCUGGCCAAGAUGAAGAACGAAAACACAGAAUAGUCUACUUUUUAAGCAAAAGGGCAGAAAGUAAGAGCGAGAGCACAGAAAGGGAUAGCUGACUGCUAAAGAAGAUUUUCGACUAACCUAUUGGUCUACAUUUUUAAUUAUUCUUGGUCUAACGUGAUAUGCAAUAGCUGCAUGUUAGCCAAGCGGCCGAGGAAGAAGUUACCAAAUUGAAAUUUUAGAAUCCAUAAGUGAGAUGUAGUCUCUACCCUAUUGAUAUUCAUAUGAUCAUUCUCAAUUAAUGCUCGAAACAGAGCCCAUUCUUCAAA
Messenger RNA from Cucurbita maxima (winter squash), 6020 nucleotides. RefSeq names its product transcriptional activator DEMETER-like. The coding region runs from base 307 to 5748 and encodes 1813 amino acids. Gene Ontology annotation, biological process: base-excision repair. NCBI's taxonomy places the organism in Eukaryota, Viridiplantae, Streptophyta, Magnoliopsida, Cucurbitales, Cucurbitaceae. The record is from RefSeq and is a predicted model, not a curated record. The transcript is spliced from 21 exons. Gene Ontology annotation, molecular function: DNA demethylase activity; DNA N-glycosylase activity; 4 iron, 4 sulfur cluster binding.